CCACUGCCGCUAGCGCUCCUCCCGCUCCCUGGCCCUGCUUCACUCCCGUCUCCGGCUGCUCAGUUCGAGCGGUCGGCACUGGAUCCACGGCGUCCAUCUCUCGCCCGCCCGCUGAUAUCGAUGUGCCCCUGGGGGAGGGCGCCUGGCGAACGAGGCCGGCGGGCUGGCGCGGUGCCGGUGCCGCGCGGACGGCAACCUGAAGCGCGCGGAGCCGCAGCCUUGGGCGAUCCGUCGCCCGAGAGCCUCUGGAGUCGGAGGCGGCGGCGGAGAGCACGCCAAGCCCCUUCGCCGCGACGCCAGCGGCCUCCAUGGCCGCGCCCGGGUGCGUCCUGCCCCGGUGCAUCUCGGCCGUUGAAGGGUAACGGCAGGUAGCGCCCCUCGUCCGUCCGAUCACAGCUUGCGUAGUCGUCCACCGUUCUAUAUAAGCCGCCGACUUCAAACGGCAGUUACCUGAAUUUUCAUUCCAGCAAUACGAACAGAAAGACAGAACAAUGGAGCGCCCUUCCUCCUCCUUCUCCUCUUCGUCGUCGUCGUCCUCCUCCGCCUCUGUGUGCUUCGCCGGAUGGUUCCCGACCAGCAUGGAGGAUAAGGUCAUGAACGUCUUCGUCCGCGGGAAAUCUUAUCAAGGGAGAGUCGAGCUCGUGGAGCAGGCAGAGCCGUUUUGGAGCACGGUCCAGUUCAAGACAGCGAGGCCAUUCUCAACUCGCGCCUUCCGCAUCGGCGACCAGGCCAAGCUGGAGAGCAAGAACUGCGGUUCCUGGUCAGGCGACGUCGUCGCCAUUGAGGAUGAUGGCAAAGCUCACCUUUGGAUAUAUCUACUGAUUCGUGUACCAUCUGCAAAAGAUGGCAAGAUUUCGUUGAAAUCAGUUAGCAAUGUUAUUGUUAAGGUUAAUCCUGUGGGUAGUCUGCCGCCAGUUUCUAUCCAAACAGAGAUGGGGGAUUCUGGUCAAAAUAUGGACGAUUAUACAAGGAUCAGAAUUGGAGUAAAUGGAUUUUCCAAAGUUGGUAGGAUUCUUGUCGCAAUGGGACUGCAGAGCAUUGAUGUACAAGUUGUUGCUAUCAAUGAUCCUACAAUGACUCUUGAUGAUAUGGUCAAUGGGUGGAAAAGCUCAAACAUAAGCAUUGCAAAGAAGAAUCAUCAGACAUUGAUCUUUGAGAAAAUGUAUUAUGUCGAAGACACUAGUUGGAAUCUGAGUAACAAAAUUCAGGUUAAUGUUCUGUUAGAACAGAUGGAAGUCACUGUUUUCAGGGAACAAAUCAAGUUCCUUGGGAACAAGUAAAUGUUGAAUUCGUGGUGGAGUGCAAUGCUUUGUUCAAUAAUGAUAAGGUUCAAAUCUCUGACAAGAAUGAAAGCUUGACUAAUUGUCUAAGAAAGCUUCCCACGGAGUUGGGUUGUUUCGGAUUAAAUGUGGAUGAAAAAAUCUUAAGCCCUCAUGUCUACGCAGGGGAGAAUUCAAGAAGAGCUUCUAGCUUUUCUAUUAUUACCAAAAGCACAGCUGCAGCCCAGGCUGUCUGCAAGGUUUUCACGGAAUGGGAUGAACAACCCACGAGCUUGCUUUUUCAUGCAAAUGCUGUUGUCGAUAGAUCUAUUGAUCUUGACAGUUCAAGUGUUGAUCUCAACGUCAUGCUAGAGGCUGGAUGCUGUAGCAGCACAAACAGUAUUGCUGGAAGGUUCUGUGCUGAUGAUGAGGAGGUUAAGGACCGGGUGAUUCAAAUCCUUAGCUGGUGUGUGGAUAUUGUCCGCUGCGUGCCGGUAGGAGGCUGUCAGUUGGAGUUAAUCUGAGAACUUUGCAACCUAAAGCUGUGUCUGCGCCUUGGGCGUGUCUGUGACACUGGCAGGAAGUCUGUCCUGAAACAGCUGUUGAUGCAGUGUAGAGAGUUAGUGGAUUGGGAAUAUUUGUAGUUCUGUCCCGGGCAUCCCUUUUGGUGUUUCUGAUACUAUAUUGGUGUAGAAUCUGUAGAGGGAUUAACACUGUUCUGUCCCUGCUGGGGAUCCCAUCUGUUGUUUCUGAUAGUAACCAUUCAAGCAGUGUCAAGUGCUUGGUGGCCAUUUUUUGGCAUGUGACUGUAAAUGUCCAAUCUGUUUUCUUGUCCUGCAUGCCAGGAGCUAUGUCACAUUCAUGCAGAAUAGUUCGAAUGAUAAAGCAAAGAUCAGUGCCUUACAUC
Panicum virgatum (switchgrass) is the source of this 2166-nucleotide messenger RNA. RefSeq lists its product as uncharacterized. The transcript is spliced from 10 exons. NCBI's taxonomy places the organism in Eukaryota, Viridiplantae, Streptophyta, Magnoliopsida, Poales, Poaceae. The record is from RefSeq and is a predicted model, not a curated record. The coding region runs from base 492 to 1280 and encodes 262 amino acids.